AGGGGAUUUAAUGCAGCAAGGACCUUCCUGUUGCCUGAAUCCUGGUGGUGCCUGAGCUCUGCCGCUGGCAGCCCCUGCUGCCUGGAUCCCCCUGGAUCUGCCGCUGGACGCCCCUCUGCCCGGAGAGCCCAAGACACUGAAGCAUCCCCCAGCAGGAGCGGUUGUGAUAUCCUAAUCCUGACACCAUCUCUCGCAUGGAAUGCAGGAAAGAACCCCGUGUCUCAAUUCUCCCAGACCCCAGCGAAUGGCUGAAUCAAAGAGGUGCCUGCAAAGCAGAUCACCAGAUCCUGAGCCAAACUGAAGAGGACACCCCGCAGCGGGAGGGCGCUGGGAAAGCGGAGUCGCGCGGGGCGUCAGCAGAGAGAACUGGAGGGGACGUCUUGCAGCAGAUCAAGCCUGGGGCAGAGGGAAACCCCGUGGAGAAAGAUCACCUUACCUCCACCACCCCACUGGGGGCCAGGCGACCCCGAGGGGAUGUCACCCAGCAGAGUCUGCGGGGGGCCGUGGAAAACUCCACAGAGCGGGAUCUCCAAGACGUCACCACCAGGAGACCUGGAGGGGACAUCUCCCAGCAGAGCUUGUGUGGGGCCGGGGAAAACCCCACUGAGCGGGAUCUCCUAGACCCACCGGCAUCCCGGUGUCCCGGCGCCUGUGCCGACUGCGGGAAAACCUUCAGCCUGAGCUCGAACUUGCUGCGUCACCGUCGCACCCACCUGGGUCAGAAGCCCUACCGGUGCGUUGAAUGCGGCAAGGCCUUUGCCCAGAGCCAGCACCUCCUGGCCCACCAGCGGGUCCACACGGGCGAGCGUCCCUUCCUCUGCACCCAGUGCGGGAAGAGCUUCUCCCAGAGCCAGCACCUGCGCACCCACCGGCAGACCCACGGGGGCCAGCGGCCCCACCAGUGCCCCGAGUGCGGGCAGAGCUUCAGCCAGACCUCCAACCUCCUCAAACACCGCAGGGGCCACCUGGGCCACAAGCCUUUCCGGUGCGCCCAGUGCGGCAAAGGGUUUGGGGAGAGCUCCACCCUGAUCCGCCACCAGCGCACCCACACCGGCGAGCGGCCCUACCGCUGCCCGGCCUGCGGCAAGGCCUUCAGCCAGAGCUCCAACCUCCUCAAGCACCAGCGCACCCACACCGGCGAACGGCCCUACCGCUGCGAGCAGUGCGGCAAGGCCUUCGGCAAGAGCUCCGCCGCCAUCCUGCACCAGCGCACCCACACCGGCGAGCGGCCCUACCCCUGCCCCCAAUGCGGCAAGCGCUUCAGCCAGCGCCCCCACCUGGCCGCCCACUGUCGCGUCCACACCGGUGAGAAGCCCUUCGCCUGCCUCCAGUGCGGCCGCAUCUUCAGCCAGAGCGCCACGCUGAGCCGGCACCGCCGCACGCACCGGCUGGAGGGGGAGCAGGCGGGGGAGGCGCCCCGACCGGGAGAAGACGGGGGUUUGGAGAAGGCGGCGCCGUGCGAGAAUAGUGCACGGUGGGGGGAGCGCGUGGCCGGGGAGCACCAAUACGGCUACUCCGGCCUGUGACAUACCUUGGACUGCGGAAACAGUGUCACAGAUGUAAAGACCGUGCGCUAGCCCAAACCUCCAGGGAACAUAUCUCCAACUGGUGGUGGUAUUUAUAUCACAGUAGGCUCCAGAAAAUGCUGGGCAUUGUACAGAUGUUUUUCCCCCUUCUCUUGUAUUAUUUCUUGACUUACUUCCUAUCCUCAGGGAUUGUUGUCUUCUUUGGGAGAGAAGCGAGAGUGGCGGAGCUAAAGACCGUCUCGUGCUAGUGGAUGGCGGGGGAAUUGAACCUGGGACUUCGGGAGCUUGAAGCGUGGGCCUGUACUGCCUGAACUAAAAGAGCAUCUUCACUCAGCCAAGGCUGUUAUGUGCGCAUGUAACCUGCCUGCUACCUCUCGAAGGCAGCAGCACACACUCUGAGUGAGGGUUAAAUCAGCUUCUCUUCUAAAUGGUUGAUUUAAAGCAGCAGGCCACACGGACUUAAAUAGGAAGACUGCAUGAGAUAAUAUUCCUGGCACUUUAAAAAAAAAAUCAACUACAAGGCUGGACUGGCUGGUACAAUCAACGCUUCCGCGAGCUGCUGCCGCCUGGAGAGAUGGCUGAGAGGCAGAGGAGAGGGGUGACAAGCAAAGGAACCAGACCCAGCCUGAAAAUUGGCCCAGUUGUUCGUCUUUCCUCUUGCAUGCGUGGGUCUGCGGUGCGGCAGUAAUGAAGGAGGGUUAUGGGGCAGCACCACGACAGCCCCUAGUGGGGUCAUCAUCGGGGCUGGGAUCCAGUAUCCUGAUGCUAAAUGGGCCGGCAUCUGCCGCAGAACUUUGGAGCAGAGCCCGGAGCUGAAGCACGGACCAGUAGGUUUUUGCCCAGAGCUGGCAAAAUUCAAAAAUUUGAUUGCUCCAAAUCCCUGGUCUGCCGCCUGAGUGAAGAUGGCCCAGCAGGGUUGUGUAUGUGGCCCUGCCGCUAGCCGGGGACGUAGCUGCACUGUCUGCCACAGUGGGAUGCGACAUUUUACUGACCAAACGAGCUGCGGUUUUGGCCUCCCAAUCAGCUGUGACUCGGAAAGCCACCGGCCAACCCAGCUUUUAAGCUAAUAAAACACAUCCAAUUAUCACCAA
This is a messenger RNA of Trachemys scripta elegans, 2617 nucleotides long. Its product is annotated as zinc finger protein OZF-like. Gene Ontology annotation, molecular function: DNA-binding transcription factor activity, RNA polymerase II-specific; RNA polymerase II cis-regulatory region sequence-specific DNA binding. Gene Ontology annotation, biological process: regulation of transcription by RNA polymerase II; central nervous system development. The transcript is spliced from 4 exons. The record is from RefSeq and is a predicted model, not a curated record. Bases 195 to 1526 code for a protein of 443 amino acids. NCBI's taxonomy places the organism in Eukaryota, Metazoa, Chordata, Testudines, Emydidae. Gene Ontology annotation, cellular component: nucleus.